Brassica napus (rape) is the source of this 4910-nucleotide messenger RNA. RefSeq names its product cytochrome P450 705A1-like. The record is from RefSeq and is a predicted model, not a curated record. Bases 2595 to 4328 code for a protein of 577 amino acids. The transcript is spliced from 5 exons. Gene Ontology annotation, cellular component: membrane. Gene Ontology annotation, molecular function: iron ion binding; heme binding; oxidoreductase activity, acting on paired donors, with incorporation or reduction of molecular oxygen, NAD(P)H as one donor, and incorporation of one atom of oxygen. Lineage: Eukaryota; Viridiplantae; Streptophyta; Magnoliopsida; Brassicales; Brassicaceae.
UUUAAUUUGGUUUUGCUGACCAAAUAACUUUUUUCGUGUGAUUCAAUUUUUAUUUUUAUUGGUCUGGAUUUUAUAAAACAUGUAAAGCAAUAUUAUAAUGAAUUUCUUUUAUUUUGGGUUUUAUUGAUUUUUCUGCUUAUUAUAUAUUAUGUAUUUUAUCUAAAUUAUUAGUUGUCACAGCUCAAGUUAUAGAUUGUCACAAACCAGUUAUAAAACAUCGUGUAUUUCUGCUUAUUAUUAGUUGUCGCGGAUUGUUUCCCGUAGUUAUUUUUUUAUUUUAUUGUUGUGUUUUAUGUUAUACUGAUUGUGAUAUAAGUUAAUCGAUGUGGUUUUAGACAACUUACUGAUUGUGAUAUAAGUUAAUCGAUGUGGUUUUAGCUGUCUUGUUUCAGUUAGGCCUAGGUUUGGUCAGGUUGUAUUGAAGCUUGGGCUACAGCUGUUUUCCUUGAAUCUUUUGUUUUGUCACAGUUAGAAAUGUGAUUUGCUGCUCUCUUUGUUAACUUUUCGAGUGAAAGUCCGAUCGUUAUUAUCUCUGACUUGUUGACAAAGUAUUAGAUUUUUUAAGUAAGAGUGGAGGUGAUCUGAAUCGUAAGUGGUUAGGUGAAUGUGCAUAAACCUAUUAUUAUCGGAAAGAUGAAUCCACAAAAAAAUAGAGGCUGAUGAACAUUGGGAAAAGCAUUUUCUCGUAGUUGCAAUCUUAGUUUGUUCUUCUUAGAUAAUGCAAGUCGAGGUUGUCUUUUUUUUUGUUCAAAGGAGGCUGUAAAAGUUUCAAAGUUUUGUUUUCACGAUUCUUGUAGUAUCUUGAACAAAGUCAAAUAUGCAGAUAAUCUUCCAAGCAAACUAAUCAUGUGAUUUAAUCGAGAUGAUGAUGUAAAUAAUUGUUUCAGAUAUGUGUUCACUAAUAUAAAUGGAUCAACAAAAAGUCAAAUAUGCAGAUAAUCUUGAAAAAAAAAGCAAAGAACCUACCAUAGGUUCAGAAUAUGUUGGAAAUGUAGUCACUCACGAUGCAGAAAACAUAAAAACAAAGUCUGAAAUGCAAAAUAGCUAUGACACUAAACCAGCUCACACUCACUCCCCAUAUAGAUCACUUGGUCUUUGCGGGUCUUCUUAGCGCUUCAGCCUUCCUCUUCAACUAACUCCUCCUCUCCAAUGUCACUGUUCCAAUCAGGGUCCUAAAUUGGGAUGUACACGGGGAGUGCAUGGCUUGUAGCAUUCACAUUAGCUGUGCAGCCUCCAUUGUUCAGGCGAAUAGUGUUCAAAGCAGGUGGCUUUUUCUUGAUUGCUCUAGCACCAGACAUAUGGUCAUUCCCUCCCUGAGAAAGUUCAAGCAUCCACAACAAUUAACAACUUUAAAGUCUUGCUAACACUAAAUAUUAGUAUUGUUACUUACGUUUAAUUCAAAAUUAGGUAGAGGAGGGUGCUGGUUGUGAUCAAUAAGAACCAUAUCAACACCAAUCCGUUCACUCCCUUUCCCUUUUUUGUAAUUCCACCCUUCCCAAAAACAAAAUAGUCUUGUCUGAAGACUCUGUUUGCAGCGGCCGGCCUUCAAUUCUGGAUCUGAGAAGUUGCCAUGAUUGGAAGAUAACUUUUGAACAAGACCAAGAAGCUCUGCAAAACAGAAGAGAUAAACGAUACAUCUAACACUUUGAGGAGGUGUAUAUAUACAUGUGAGUGGAAUGAAGUCGAGAAGGUAGAGUGAUACUUCCAUCGAAAAAGAGUUAGUAGGAAUUGUGGGUGAUCUUGAUGACUUGACAUUAUUGCAACGCUUAAUGAUCAUCGCAAAGGUGAAGCGUGAGCGGAGUCGUGCGAGGGUAAGUCAUCUCCGGCGACUAGGGUUUGUAUCGUAUGGGAAGGUGGAAGACUGACUGGGUUUCAUCGCAGAGAAGAAACACAUUUAUACUCAAGAGCUUCAAGGGGUUACAUUUGAUAAUGACAAUGUUUAAUUGAGAGAAAGUGGGUUCGAAGUUAAUGUUGAGAUUAAAGGAGAUCUAAUACGUUUCAGGGCGGUAGUCGGAGGAAGAGUUGAGACAUAUGUGGUCGUUUUUGGGGAAAACAAGUAUUAAGAGCCCAAAUAAAAACAAAGAUAUGUUGUUGAACGGAAAAGAGAAGACACGUGUACUUUUUUUUGCCCAUAGGUUCCUGGUGACGUGGAAAACUAAGGUGAGAGCUCUGCUUUAUUAUUAUAGAUAUAGAUAGAUAGAUUAUUCUUUUGUUCAUUUUUAUAUUUUUGUCGACACACACGGACUCACUGUUGUAGUAUCCGUGGCAUUGCAUUGCUGCAAGAAACAUUGUCGUAAUAUUCUUGGAGAUUAAAAAAUUGCAGUGGGUGGGGUCACAAGUGCGGUUUUGGAAAGCGUUUGCACGUUUUUAAACCGGUUAUUUCAUUUUUGUUCCCCGGUUUUGUGAAACCAUCUAGAAACAAAUCAGAUAUAUUAUUAGAUGCUUCUCAAUGAUUCAUAGGUAACAUAAGAAAACCAGUUGGGUUAUGUGUUAUCUUCUCUGCUCAACCUAAGUUGGAGAAUCAGAUUCCAAAAGCUUAAUAUAUAAUUUUACCAUAGCUAACCAUAAACAUAUCAUUGUUGUUCUUUCGUUCCAUGUCGGAAAAGAGGCUAUGUUGUGCUGUGAUGCGGAUUAACAUGGAUUGCAAUGCUUGUUGUAGAAAAGUAAGAAGGAUUCUUAUCAAUAUGAAAGAAGUUGAGACACACGUGAUCGAGAAAAAGGAACGCAAGAUAAUUGUGUGCGGACAAUUUAGACCAUCGGAUAUUGCAGUAAAACUGCAGAAGAAAAUGAAACGGAGGGUUGAGAUUCUCGAAAUUGAACAUCUCUCUGGCGACCACGGCGGAGGAGAAGAAGAGCACUACCAUGAACCACAGUAUGAAUAUCCCGUACAACCUGAUCAGAAACCGAAGAAUGUCUUUGACCUACCUCCAAGCCCUCCUUCUCUUCCUAUCAUCGGUCACCUUCACCUUCUCUUCUCUACUUCACUCCACAAGUCUUUUCAAAAAGUCUCAUCCAAGUACGGACCUCUGCUCCAUCUCCGCAUCUUCAAUGUCCGCAUCCUUCUCGUCUCCUCUGCCUCAGUGGCCUACGAGAUCUUCAAAGACCACGACAUGAGCAUCUCCUCCCAUGGCCCUAUUGGCAUCGAUGAGUGCAUUGUGUUUGGUUCUUCUGGCUUCAUCAAAGCUCCCUGUGGAGAUUACUGGAAGUUCGUAAAGAAAAUUAUCACUACUAAAAUGCUUGGACCCCAGGCGCUGGAGCGGUCACGAGGCCUACGUGAAGUUGAGAUAGAGAGGUUCUACAGAGAUCUGCUUGAUAAGGCAGUGAAGAAAGAGAGCGUUGAGAUCGGUGAGGAAGCUUUGAGACUAGUUAACGUUAUCCUCGGAAAGAUGAGUUUGGGAAGGAGUUUCUCAGAGGAGGAGAGAGUAUCUGAGUUUAGUAUCGAGAUCGCUGCCUUGACACAGAAGAUAUUUUUGCAACAAGUCCUUCGUAAGCCGCUUGAGAAGCUACGGAUCUCACCACCAUUUAAAAAGGAGGUGAUGAGUGUUUCAUACAGGUUCGGGGAGCUACUGGAAAAGAUCAUUGUGAGAUACGAAGAGAAAAAGGACGAGCAUGAAGGUAGUGAAAUUAUGGACGCAUUGUUGGCAGCUUGUGGAGACGAGGAUGCUGAGUAUAAGAUCAACAGGAGCCAUAUCAAGGCGUUAUUAGCGGAGCUUUUCUUUGGAGCCGGUGACACCUCUUCAAAAUCAACACAAUGGGCAAUGGCUGAAAUCCUCAACAACCAUAAAAUCUUUGAGAGACUGCGAGAAGAAAUAGACUCCGUUGUAGGAAAAACAAGGUUGAUCCAAGAAACUGAUCUACCAAAACUCCCUUACUUGCAAGCAGUCAUCAAGGAAUCUCUGAGAUUACACCCACCGGGUGUUCUUUUGCCAAGAGAGUUUGAACAAGGGUGUAAGAUCGGAGGGCUCUACAUACCUAAGGGCACGUCACUUGUUAUUAAUGCUUAUGCGGUGAUGAGAGACAUUGAUUCUUGGACGGAUCCUGAUGAGUUUAGGCCAGAGAGGUUUCUAGGGGAAGAGGAUGCGAGAAGAGAGCAUGUACUGAACUUUCUUCCUUUUGGUGCUGGAAGGAGAGCAUGUCCUGGAUCAAACGUGGCUUAUAUUUUAGGAGGGAUCACUAUUGGAGUUAUGGUGCAAUGCUUUGACUGGAAAGUUGAAGGAGUUAAAGUUAACAUGGAAGAGGCUACUGGAAGAGCUUUCUUGGCUUUGGCUCAUCCCCUUAACUGCACUCCUCUUCCUCGAAUCUUGAAUAUUUUACCUUCAAAUUUGUAGAUUCUUGGUUUAUGAAUUCGAGUUUUUCCCUCUCUCUUUUUUAUAAAUGAAUAAUGGUUCGGAAGAUUGUUAUAUAUUUGUUAUCAGCAACGUAUCAUGUAUACGUGUUUUGAAUCCGAAUGACAUAUCAACACACUAGCACUAAGUACUAGAAUCGUAAUAUAACACGAUCGUAUUUCUUUACUAAUCAAAUUUGUAUUGUCUUAAUACAAGAGUUUCCGCAAGCAAAGUUGUCAUUAAAGAAUCUAUUUAAGUUUGAGUCCGUCAUUAAAAAACUUUAGUUUUGCUUUAGAAAUAAAUCAAGAAGAGAGCUAGAUAUUGUUAUAGGAUAAAUUGGUAAAUACUUUAGUUUAGCUUCUUAAUUUCUAGUUUAGUUGUUGGUUGUUUGGUUUUAAAAUACCCAUGUAAUCAUGUCCCUUCUACAGGAAUCAAUCAAACACAAACAAAUAUUUUAUUUUAAAUAACUAGGAAGUUUAAGGUGACGACAUGUGCAUCUUCCCACAACAAGAUUCAAACUAGAUUAAUUCUCUCUUUUAGAAAACAAAUCCUUCUCAACGGAAAUCAAAUUUGUAACUUGUUAAC